Colletotrichum paranaense is the source of this 723-nucleotide messenger RNA. RefSeq lists its product as uncharacterized. The coding region runs from base 1 to 723 and encodes 240 amino acids. Lineage: Eukaryota; Fungi; Ascomycota; Sordariomycetes; Glomerellales; Glomerellaceae. The transcript has 2 exons. The record is from RefSeq and is a predicted model, not a curated record.
AUGUUCAUCUUUGCAGUUGAGAAAGGUACCGCCUUGAGAGCGCCACUAGAACUCCCGCUCCUUCACCUGGUAUUUCUAUUGGCACGGGAGCUUGACGAGGCCUCACCCGGUGCCCAGCCUCCCAGCCCCUCGUUAAAGUCGCAGCAAACCAGAAACACGACCUGGUGGGGACCCAAUAUUGCCCUCGCAGCGGUCCUGCUCACUUUCACGCGCUUCUCCUGCAUGCGCUUGCACUACUCUGGAUAUGGUACAUUACAGCUCCUCUUUGCAGAUUCGACUUCGUACCUUGCACAGUACCGUCCCGUAAAAGAGAGAGAGAGAAAAAGGAAAACAGCAAAAGACGCAACCGCUGAACGACCCCACGACCUUCAUUGUGUCCACGGCAACCGUCAACGGUGCCCCUCCCCCUCUUCCUCUUCUCGGAAGCCCCCGGUCAUCUUCUUGCCGCCCGAUUUCCAUACAAAUCAUCCAAAGUCCAACGUUCGCCUCAUCUCACCAAGCCUACGUGCUCGCCAACCACCACCACCACCACACCAACACUGCCGCCGCCCAGCAGCUCACGACGCACGUCCGGUCAACGCGAACCCAGCCAUACAUAUCCACACCCCGACUUCGACGGCAUACGUCCACCCAUCCAACAUCCUCGUCAAUCAAUACAUAUUUCUCCCGUUCGCCUAUCUGUCCCUACGCCUACGUCGUCCUCCGUCAUCCUACCCUUUCUGA